ACUGGUGAGAGAGACAAGCAAGACAGAACAGUCUAAAUCUCAUACUUGUUGAUCGUCCAGAUCGUGAACCAACAGCAAAGAGAAAGAUGAAGACCUUGGCCAUCCUUGUCCUCUGUGCUCUGGCAUGUGUGUGCCACUCUAUUGGAGACUCCUCUACCUCCACUGCCUCAAAGCCUGCUAGUGAGAAAAGAGUGGGUGUGUUUGUUAAGAAGGACCUAGCCUCCACUUUGGUGCGACAGAAGAGAGCCGGCACUGCCCUUGCAGACUUGUCCCUGACUCAGCUGGAGAGUCUGAGGGAGGUGUGCGAGCUUAACUACUGGUGUGAGAACAUGAUGGACACAGCUGGGAUCAUUGCUGCCUACACCGAAUUCUAUGGACCAAUCCCAUACUAGAUGUCAACCCACUCCACAAACCAACUUCCAUUUUGCAAGGCUUUUUGGAGAGAAAUAGUUGUAAUGUUCUGAGGAUGAAACAUCUGAAUAAAUCUAAAUAAAUGAAGUAUAAAUUGAUACGGUGUUAGAGGGAGAACGAGAGAGAAAGAGAGAAAGAGGACAAUGAGAAGUUAUUAAAAUAACUAUUUUGGUAAUAUUCUGUAGUGUAGUACGGUCAAUAAAAUUAUCUAAACAA
Salvelinus sp. IW2-2015 is the source of this 627-nucleotide messenger RNA. It is a transcript of the gene bglap, whose product is annotated as bone gamma-carboxyglutamate (gla) protein. Lineage: Eukaryota; Metazoa; Chordata; Actinopteri; Salmoniformes; Salmonidae. Gene Ontology annotation, molecular function: calcium ion binding; structural constituent of bone; hydroxyapatite binding. The record is from RefSeq and is a predicted model, not a curated record. Gene Ontology annotation, biological process: osteoblast differentiation; regulation of cellular response to insulin stimulus; bone development. Gene Ontology annotation, cellular component: extracellular region.